AUGACGGAGACGCCGUGGAGAGAACGGAAGUCAGCUCAAAGGCACCGGAACUCUGAGCGGAUUGACCGGAAGUGCACUGCAGACCGCAACGCGUGGCCCGGAAGAGCUGCUGGCGUCCCCACCGCCGUUCCCAUCGUGUCUCCAUCCCAUUCCCUGUGCCGGUCCCAUCCCAUCACCAGCCCUGUCUUUGUCCCCAUCCCCAUCUCUGUUCCCAUCCCUAUUCCUGACCCCAUCCUUCUUCCUCUCUCCAUCCCAUUCCCUGUGCUGAUCCCCAUCCCGAUCCCCAUCCCUGCAAUGUCUCCAUGCUCAUCAUGUCCCCACGCCAAUUCCCUCCCCUAUCGCCACCCCGAUCCCCAACCCCAUCCAGUUCCCAUUCCUGUCCCCAUCCCCAUCCCUGUUCUCAUUCUUGCCUCAAUCCCCACCGCUGUCCCAUCCCCCACGCUCACCCCACAGCAGCAGCCCCCCCCCCCCCCCCCUCCCCCUCCGCUGGGGUGGGGGUUUCUUUUUUUUGGGGGGGGGGGGGGGGGGGGGGGGAAGAGGCAGUGGGGAGCUUGGGGACAUUGCCGUUUCCUUCCUCUUUUUCCUCAAAUCACAUGUAAGCUGUCACUGCUGUCACCUCAGUGCGAGUGCAUGGGGACGGCGAGGAGCACCGCGCUGCUGCUGUGGGCUCAGCUUCUCAGCCUCGUUGGCUCCCAACCCCCCCUGCUGACGAUGGACCCCCCCUGGACACCGCAGUUCGUGGGGCAGAGUGUGAAGCUGACCUGCGGGGAGCCCAGCGUGAGCAGCUCCAGCACCUGGUACGUGGAUGGGCAGUGGUGGAAGAAAACGCCAUCAAACCACCUCCACGUGGAGCUGAGUGGCAAAAGGAAAUACAGCUUCCAGUGCCGGACCCGAGGCUCUGAGCUCAGCCCUGCUGUUGACCUGACAGCCUCUAAUGACUGGCUGGUGCUGCAGGUGCCAAUACAGGCAGUGCUGGAGGGGGACUCGCUGUCCCUGCGCUGCAGCGCCUGGAAAAACACAAAGCUCAGCCAGGUGAAGUUCUUCCAUGACGGGAAGCUGCUGCAGGACAGACGUGGGGACGAACUGCUGCUGUCCCCAGCAGAGCAGCAGCACAGCGGCAGCUAUCACUGCUCAGCCUACGUGCAUUUCUUCAGCACAGGAUUGAAAGCCUCUGCCCAAACUGACCUCGUGGUGCAAGAGCUCUUCUCAGUGCCGGAGCUGAGCCUGCAGGGUCCCCAGGAGCCCCCCGAGGGCAGCGCCCUGACUCUGCUCUGCUCCACCCGUGGCAACGCACUGCGGCCCCACGUCUCCCUGCAGCACCUCUUCUACCAGGAUGGGCGGCUGGUGGGGGGGCCACAAUCGGCCCCCCAGCACCGGGUGCCGGCGCUGCUGCCGUCCCACUCGGGGUCCUACAGCUGCCAGGUGCAGACAGAGACGGGCAGCGUGCGGAAACGCAGCGCCCCCAUCACCGUCACUGUGAGAAGGAUUCCCGUGGCCGGGGUUUCCCUGCACUCCGAUCCCCCCGAUGCUCAGGUUCUGUUGGGUGACCGCGCGCUGCUGAGCUGUGCGGUGGCCGAGGGCUCCGGGCCGCUCUCCUUCUCCUGGCACCGGCAGAACCGCACGGGAGCGCUGGGCUCGGGGCCGCUCUACGAGCUGCGGGCGGCGCAGCUGGGGGACGACGACCGCUAUCACUGCACGGCCAGCAACGGCAUCAGCACGGCCAGCAGCCCGCAGCUGCGCCUCGCCGUCACACAUUCCCCACGUCCCACCCCAGAACCCCCCUCUGUGCCCCGCGCCCCCCAUCCCUCUCCGCUUGCUUCCAUCCAUCCCCGGCUCCGCAUCCCUGCCCCAGUGCCCAACAUCUCACUGCUCCCAUCCCCACCCCACCCGCGUUCCCUGUCCCACACCCCCCCACUCCACCCACAUCCAAUCUCUCGGUGUCCUCCAUCCCUCCUGAGUCCCUCCAUCUGUCCCCAGCUCCCCAUCCACGCCCACAUCGCCCCCAGCUCCCAAAUCCCUCCUGGAUCUGCAAUCCCAUCUCAUCCCACCCCAUCCCACCCCACCCCCUCCCCUCCCUCUGUCCGACCCCAUGCCCUCUCAGUGCCGGUGUCCAACGCCAGCAUCGCGGUGCUGGGGACGGAGGUGGGAGCAGAGCUGGAGCGGACGGCGGGCGAGGAGCUGAACCUGAGCUGCAGGGUGGGGGAGGGGACGGGGCCGGUGGGCUUCGUGUGGCUGCGGGACGGGCAGGAGCUGAGCAGGGGCCCCACGUGGCACCUGGGGGUGCUGGGGCCGCAGCACGCGGGCACCUAUCAGUGCGUGGCCGCCAACAGCCUGGGGACCCGGCGCGUCUUCAAGGCCCGCAGCCCCGAGGUUCUCCUGGUGGUGACGCGGCAGGGAUGGGGACGGCGGCGGGCGCAAGUCCUGGCUGCAGGGCUCCCCGCCUCCCUCCUGGUGCUGCUGGCUGUCGCUGCUGCGCUCGGUCGGCACUUCUGGCGGCGGCGGCGCGGCGGUGAGAGCCACAAACGGGGGGCGGCCGGGGUCCGACGCACGUGGGGACAACGGCGCUCCCCCGGGGACGCUCACCGCCUCCUCUCCCCUUCCUUCGCAGCAGCCUCCAAGAGGCAGCACAGGGACCCCGCAGCCCCUCCUGGCCUUUCUUCCCCCCCCAUCCUCAGCACGGAGCCCUCGGAGCCCGACUACAUCAACGUGCCGCCGCGGACGCCGAGCGCCGAGGACGUGCUGUACUGCACCGUCACCAUCACAGAGCGCGGGGGGGGCGCGUCCCCGCGGGGUCCCUCAGCCCCCCAGGAAGCCGCUGUCACCUACACAGACCUCCGGGGGAUGCAGCAUCCGAGCGACAGCUACGAAAACCUCCCUCACCAAUAAACGCCGGUCGUU
Molecule: messenger RNA, 2898 nt
Organism: Centrocercus urophasianus (Greater sage-grouse)
Lineage: Eukaryota; Metazoa; Chordata; Aves; Galliformes; Phasianidae
Product: Fc receptor-like protein 3
Biological process (GO): cell surface receptor signaling pathway
Molecular function (GO): transmembrane signaling receptor activity
Source: RefSeq, a predicted model, not a curated record